AUGGAUGAGACAGAUAAAGAUGUGGCAUCUUGUGACUUACCCAAGUUCAUUCACACACAAGGAUCUCAGAGCCAAGUGCCGCAUGCACACACACACACACACACACACACACACACACACGCACGCACGCGCGCACGCACACACACACGGUCUUACACACAGCACAUCUUUCAGACCCAUCCCUUGGAUGCUCCCAGCUCCAAGCACCCAAGAGAGGCAGAGUGCCAAAGCUGGCUGCAGAAGGCAGUCCCCGACCUCAGCUGCCAAGGAGAGACGGAGCCUGUGGCUGGUGAGGCCGUCGAGCAGGGCCAGGCCGGUCCCUGCCCGCAAGGACGCCAAAGCCCUUCACCGGCCCCUGUGCCUGGGAACCCACCAGGCUCUCCUGCUGGCCCCACCAUGACUUCAGAGCCCACAUCGCCCCCAGUUGUGCCCCCGCUCCACUCCCCCAAGUCCCCUGUCUGGCCCACCUUCCCUUUCCACCGGGAGGGCAGCAGGGUCUGGGAGCGGGGCGGUGUCUCAUCUCGAGACCUGCCCAGUCCCCUGCCCACCAAACGGACCAGGACAUAUUCAGCGACAGCCCGUGCCUCGGCUGGCCCCGUGUUCAAGGGCGUCUGUAAGCAGUUCUCACGCUCACAGGGCCACGGCUUCAUCACUCCCGAGAACGGGUCCGAGGACAUCUUCGUGCACGUAUCUGACAUCGAGGGAGAGUACGUGCCGGUGGAGGGCGACGAGGUGACCUAUAAGAUGUGUCCCAUCCCGCCCAAGAACCAGAAGUUCCAGGCCGUGGAGGUGGUGCUCACCCAGUUGGCCCCACACACUCCCCACGAGACGUGGUCUGGCCAGGUCGUGGGCUCCUAGGCUGGGCGGCGAGCCCCCCAGGGUGGACGGGCGGCAGCUGGCUCCGUGCCCCACUGUACUUGCUGACUCAGUCCCCUGGGCAGCCUCAGUGUGCACGUCUGUCUAUCUGUGCUUGUGGCUGUGAGCAUUUGCCUCCAUCCACCCCCCUGUGACCCGUGACUAUUGUGUAAGCUGGACCGAGGGGGAGGCCACCAGACCUGCCUUCUCUGCUUGUCCCCUCUCUCUCCUUCCCCUCCCUGCCACAUAGGCACAGGAUCCUCUCGUCCUCCUGUUCACCCGUCCAUGUGUCCACUGAGCCUCUGAGGGCCUGCGUCAGGCCUGGGGCGGGAGUCAGGGGGCAGCAGGGGGCCCCCUACCUGAAGAAGCUAGCUCCCCUGCCUCUGCCUGAGGCGCUGGCCCCAGGGCCAGGCUCUGCUUGUGCUACUCACACCUCCCACCCUGGGCCGGGGCCUCCCACUGUGGCCUGGACCCCACCCUCAGAAGCCAGGCCAGUGAGCACUUUGGGGAGGGGGGGGGCUCCCAGACUCUAGCAAGGGGAGCGGGCAAAAGUGUGGGUAGGCAGGCCUGUCCUCCAUGCCACAGCCCAGCCUUCCUGUCUGUCUUCCUCCCUCCCUCCCUUCCUUCCUUCCCAUUCUCUCCUCAGCACACAUGAAAGAGGCAAGAAAGAGAGGACUGAGGGUAGAAGGCAGUUUGGGGGCUCUUGUGUUGCUGGCCACAGUCCCUCCUCGCCAGCCUGACAAUGGCUCUGUGAACCCCAAACUGAGGCUGCAUCUCCCCCCUGGGCUAUGCUGAGCCAUGCUGCCUCCACUUCCCGAGGAAGUGUGGUCUGUGGAGGGGUGAGGACACGUCUCCUUCAGCUUGGAUGGCGUCAUCCAUCCCCUUUACCAACUCACAAGCUCCACUGAUGUUCUGUCUGUGCCCAGGCAUGAUGGCUGCUGAGGGCCUAGCGAUGGAUGGACACAUGUCCCCUCAGGCAGGGCCAGGCUGGGGCACCCACAGGAAUGGCCCGUAGCCUGGGAGACCAUUAGCCUUGCAGCCCCCUUGCUGGACCCUCUUUGCAAAGCCGUGGGACGGUGGCUCCCGCUGGCCCCCAAGCCAGUGGCUGAGCUGUGGUCCCUGUGUUGUCUGUCCCUUAAAGUAUGUGUGUUGUGUGCAUUCACUCUUAAGUGGGGGUUGACCUGGCCUGAGAGGCUAGGAUGGAGGGCUUCCCCUCCGCCCCCACCCCCACUCCCUUCCAGAGCACAUCGUCUGAUGGGGGCAAGAAAAAGGGCUCGAGGGAGGGCCUGCCAGGACAGUGGCCCUUAGGAGACCCAGCCUGUGAGUAAACAGGGGCUCAAAUGCCCAGGAUGAGGGGGUCAGUGAGUAUCUAAGGUUCCCAGCCCUGAAGGUACCCCAAGACCCCAGGGUGGAGAUCAUCUGGGGUGUGUUCCACCCCUGCCCCCAGUCCCCACCACAGGGGCUGGAAGCCCAGGGCUGCUGAUAUGUAGGCCAGCCCCCAAAACUGAGAAUGGCGCAGCCUGACACCCCACUCUGAGCUGGGGCUACUCUGGCAAGACCUGAGGCCUUUCCGCUAAGGAAUAAGGACUCCCUGACUUCCCUGGAGGGAGGUUCAUUGGUGCAGGCUAACUCCUGGCAGUCCCCCAAGACCCCCCUCCUGUGAGUAGACCCCCUUUUUCAGGAACUAGCCAGGAGGCAGGAUGUGGGAACAUGAGGCCUGGGGGCACCUGUGGUGGCAGAAAGGCAGCACCGCUCCUCUCACUCAUGGUCCUGCAGUAUCCAGUCAGAACCCCCCCCCUGAGCCCCCCAACCACCUGGACUCCCCAUUCUUCCUAACACUGGCAAUAAACCCUCAACUGUGACUCA
Messenger RNA from Hipposideros armiger (great roundleaf bat), 2721 nucleotides. It is a transcript of the gene CSDC2, whose product is annotated as cold shock domain containing C2. Gene Ontology annotation, molecular function: mRNA 3'-UTR binding. The coding region runs from base 1 to 858 and encodes 285 amino acids. NCBI's taxonomy places the organism in Eukaryota, Metazoa, Chordata, Mammalia, Chiroptera, Hipposideridae. Gene Ontology annotation, cellular component: cytoplasm. Gene Ontology annotation, biological process: regulation of mRNA stability. The record is from RefSeq and is a predicted model, not a curated record. The transcript has 5 exons.